CCUGUCAGUGGUUUUACUGCUGUAGUUGAUCGGUGUAAAGUUGCAUUUUAUUUUGUAGAAUGGAAAACACAUUCCUGUUCUCACUCGUGUUAGCAUGUUGUAACAGCUGUUCUUCCCUCACCUGUUGUUUUUUUAAUUUUUAUUAUAUGACAUCUUUGCAUAAUAACAUCAUUAGUGCUUUUUUUUCCUACAGUGAAAUGAUCGAAUGCUUUAUUCAGAUUGCUGAAGACUCAAAGUGCCGUGUGGUGGUGUUCUCGGAUGCUCCCAGAUGUUCCCGGGAAAAUCUUCACUGCAGGUACAGCAGUAUGUAAUUUUUUUUUUUUUCAGAAUUGGAAAUAUGCUUUAAUUUUUAUGUAGGUUUGCAGUGCUUUUACUCUCAUAGCUGUUCAUUAUUAUAAUAAGCAAUGGCUCCAUGUGCUAUCACCACAACACUAAGUGAAGUGAAUUUAAUUUAACAAGCAUCCUUAUUCUUUCCUACUGCAGAAUGUAUUAAAUUUAGAGUUUAGUAGUUAAUGGUCUUUCUAAUUAGGGAUGUGCCGAGGUAUUUGAAUACACAUUAAACCUUUUGAGGUGCUUUUAGUCAAGUCAAGUGGGUUUUUAUUGUCAUUCCUCUGUAUAGCUUGUAUACACUGGAACAAAGUGACAUUUCUUCGGGACCAUGAUGCAACACAGAACAGUAUGCAAGACUACAUAAAGUGCAAAUACACAACUGUGUGCAGUGGUAUGAGUCUUACUGGGUGAGUUGUUUGACUAGCCAAGGUGAGCACUGGGAGGCAGCAGUGUGUUGAGUAAUCUGACUGUCUCAGGGAAGAAACUUGCAGAGUCUGCUGGUGGUGGCACGGACGCUCCUGUACCUUCUGCCAGAUGGCAGGAGGGUUAAUAGUCUGUGAAAGGGGUCGUCCACAAUACUGGUGGCUUUGCGGAUACACCGGUAGUUGAAGGAGGUGUCUGGUGGGUAGAGAGACCCCGAUGAUCUUUUCAGCUGUCCUCACAAUUCGCUGUAGGGUCUUGCGGUUGGAGGCGGUGCAGUUCCCGUACACCAUGAGACAGCUGGUCAGGAUGCUCUCAAUUGUCCCACUGUCGAGGAGCAUAUUAUUCGAUUGUACCCUUUAUUGGCAUGAAGUCAAUGAGAAAAUCUGGUCAGGUCUAGCAGAACAGUUACGCCAGACAUUAUGUGUAAGUUAUAGGUGUUCAUCUGCACUAAACAAGUCUUGGGAGCAAGCAGUUAACAUUUUCAACUAUGAAGUCUGCAGGACAGACAAGUGCUACAGUGCAUUUACAAUAGCUCUCAGUAUAGCUCCAUUCAAAUAUUCAGCAACAAUGGACACAAUUCAGCCACCUUGGGUUUGCAGAUUGAGCUAAUUUUAAAUCAGACACUAGAGAGAGACAUUAGCUGAGAGACAUGAUGUCAUUAAGGGAAUAUAGUGAGUAUCGAUGCUCCCUGGUUUUUGUGGUGCAUUGUGGGAUUUUUUUAGGGAGUGAACGUUCCAGUGCACUGGAAGGCUUUUGCAAUUGAGACAGCACUUAAAAUGGUUGACUCCCUGAUCAGUGCCCUGACUACUGAACUAUGGAGCUGCUUGAGACAUACCCAUUGUUUACGUUUCUGUCUUUGUUGAAAGAAUCCAGUUUCAUUUUGUAUAGGUAUUGACCGUAUGGACAUUGCUGGUGAUUUGCUGCAGCCCCAGGGAGACGAUACAGCCAGGAUAGCAUGGUAUCUUCGCCACAUCAUUUCCAAAUACCAGAACACGUUCUCUGUCAUUGAAAAGUGUCCAAAGCCCGUGGUGGUGGAAGUGCAUGGCGUGUGUGUGGGAGCAGGAGUGGAUCUAAUCACAGCCUGUGAUAUUCGUCUGUGCACACAGGAUGCCUGGUUUCAGGUGAAGGUAAGUGCAAGUUCUGUUCUUCAUCUCUGCAGUCGUGUGUUCCCUGAUAAAGAGUCGAUGAUUGCUGGAGCUCUGGAAAUAGUAGGUGAGAUUGCAGGCCAGAGUCCCGUCGCUGUCCAGGGAACCAAAAUCAACCUCCUCUACUCCAGAGACCACAGCGUGACUGAGGGCCUAGACUACAUGGCUACUUGGAACAUGAGCAUGUUGCAGACACAGGAUCUUAUGAAGUCAGCGCAGGCAGCCCUGGAAAAGAAGAGCCCGAAAGAUGUGCCCUUCUCCAAGCUUUAAAGUAGAAGGAGAAGAUCCAGGACUAUUGAAGCUGCCUGUUGAAUCAGCGGUGGAACUGAGACUUCAUCAUCCACAUAUCUUUAGUUUUUCCUGCUAAGUCUGAAUUUCUUUUAUUUUUAGACUGGUCAAAAGACUGAUUAGUGGAAGUGAAAUGAUAGAUGAACUUUUAAUUAUUUGGUGCAUUGUUUAAUAAGACAGGGUAACUAAUACUCAAAAGCUUGUUUUGUGUGUUAACAUGUACAGUAGAUGUACAUAUUUUUUUCUGGUCCUGUGUGACUGCAGAAUGUAGUGCAGUUAACACAUUAAAUUUCCUUGGAUGCUCACUUUUAACUCCAGGAGAUCAGAGUUUGCCCAGACAUCUUUUUUUAAAAUCCAUCAGUCCGUCACCCACACGUCAUUCUGGGGGAAGAAGAGGAGGAAGCUGGACAGAUACAUUUAUUUAUUCAUUUAUUAUUGCUGUGUUUCCUCAAUCCAGUGCAGAAAGAAGAGAAACAACAGAAGUGAUUUAAAAUAAAAAUAUAGAAAAUAAUCUAA
Ictalurus furcatus (blue catfish) is the source of this 2702-nucleotide messenger RNA. RefSeq names its product delta(3,5)-Delta(2,4)-dienoyl-CoA isomerase, mitochondrial. Gene Ontology annotation, molecular function: delta(3,5)-delta(2,4)-dienoyl-CoA isomerase activity. The transcript has 5 exons. Bases 1653 to 2168 code for a protein of 171 amino acids. The record is from RefSeq and is a predicted model, not a curated record. Gene Ontology annotation, cellular component: mitochondrion. NCBI's taxonomy places the organism in Eukaryota, Metazoa, Chordata, Actinopteri, Siluriformes, Ictaluridae.